Molecule: messenger RNA, 1266 nt
Organism: Talaromyces rugulosus
Lineage: Eukaryota; Fungi; Ascomycota; Eurotiomycetes; Eurotiales; Trichocomaceae
Exons: 1
Coding region: 1-1266 (421 amino acids)
Biological process (GO): spliceosomal complex disassembly
Cellular component (GO): spliceosomal complex
Molecular function (GO): nucleic acid binding
Source: RefSeq, a predicted model, not a curated record
AUGGCACCAACCGACGACCUCAAAGGACACGCAGCCUCCUCCCAGGACUUCUACGCCCUCCUCGACAUAUCCCCGGUGGCCUCUGAAAGCGAAAUCCGGCGCGCAUACCGACGCGCUGCGCUGAAAUACCAUCCUGACAAAAUCUCCAACCCGACACCCGUCGACAUUGACAAAUUCCACUUACUACAAAUCGCAAAUGAUGUGUUAUCGGAUCCGGAUGUACGGCAGUUGUAUGAUAAUGCGCGUGAGGCGCGGGAGCGUAAGAAGCGGGAGACGCAGAUGAUGGAUGCGGCGAAGAGGAAGAUGAAAGAAGAUUUAGAGGCGAGAGAGAGGGCGGGGGAUGCUGCUGCUGCUGCUGGGCAGAGGGGGAUGAAGCGGGGGUGGAUGGCGACGACUGAUAAUGACGCAGAGGAGAAGUUGGAGAGGGAGAUUCAGCGUAUUGCAGAGGAUACUCGGCGGCGACGGCGAGAGGCCGAAGAGAAACUGAUGAGGGAGGAAGAAGAGGAACAGCAACAGGAACAGCAGCAACAAGAAAAACAAGAACAGGAUAAGGCCAGUCAGUAUGUGGACCGGUCCAAGGAAGGUGGCACAAACGUGCCAGAGCUGGAGAGGGCCGUCAAAGUGCGCUGGAUCCGCGAAGGGCUGGGAGUCGACCUGGACAAGGACCACUUGAUGUCGCUAUUUGUGUCAUUUGGCAAGGUAGAAAAUGCGUUCAUGCUAAAAGACAAGCGGCAGCGAGUGGGCGACAAACGCGAAAAGAAGAUGGUUGCCACCGGAGUCGUGGUUUUUUCUUCGAUUGUGAGCGCCCACGCGGCGGUGCUAGACAGCGAGAAGAAACGAAAGACAGGCGAGGGGUACUGGGCGAUUGUCGAGUCUGUGUUUUGGGCAUCUGGAAACGAACCCAGUAUUGAAUCGGAUCGUCAACCUACAACAUCAAAUUCAGCUACAGACACAGCUAAAACAACAGAUGCUACUACGAAGCCCUCAAUCUCAAAACCCCGGCCCUCGUUCAAUUUCGCCAGUUUGAAAGAGCGGGGCACGCCGUCGAAGAGUGGUGGAGGAAAACCCUCUUUCGGGUCUUUCUCGUCGGCCAAUGUGAAAAAGGAAGCACGACCUUUAGUCUCUGGCGACAAACCAGGUUUGACAACGGCGAGUCUGCAAGAGGUCACGCUGAUGCGGUUGAAGAAUGCACAGCGGGAAAAGGAGCGCAAAGCGCUGGAAGAGGACCUUUGUCGAGAGGAUGAAGCCGCGGAUGCGGCGGCAUGA